CGGCUUCAACCACAUGGGGUUCCUGUUUCCCAUCUCGUACCUGGACGGAGUGGGCACCGGCCUCUCGCUGCUCGUCGGCUACAUGAAGUUCAACAACGAGGCCGACUACCGCACCCUGCUCCUGAGGCUGCAGGAGUUCCCGCGGCAGGCGGCGGAGCUGGAGGAGCUGAUGCGGGAAGGCAUCAGCCAGGAGAGGACGCUCCACAACGUAUCCAUGAGCUCAGUGCCGGAGCAAUUUCGGGCGCUGGACGUACCCGUGGAGGAGUCCACCUUCUACGAGCCGUUCCUGAACAUGCCGGACUCCAUCAGCGCUGAUGUUCAGCAAGAGCUGCGGCAGGAGGCCAAGAGGGUGAUCAUGGAGGACGUCAUACAGACCUACAAGAACCUUGCCGACUUCAUCGAGACCGAGUACCUACCGAACACGCGGCCGGCCAUAGCAGCGACAUCUCUGCCCAACGGCGAGAACUACUACCGGGAAUGUCUCCGGUUCCACACCUCGUCGGAACUCACGGCUGAUCACAUCCACGAGAUCGGGCUGGAGGAAGUGAAAAGGAUUGAGGGUGACAUGAAAAAGGUCGUCGACGAGCUCGGCUUCGGGGACAUGACGGUGCAGGAGUUCUCCGAGAAGCUGCGCACCGACAAGAGCAACUACUACGAGUCAUCCGAGGAGCUCAUCGCCGGCUUCACCAAGAUCAUCCGGGACAAGAUCCGACCCAAGAUGAUGAAGGUCGUGCUCGAGAUGCCCAAGACGGCCAUCAUAGUGGACGUACUGCCGGACAAUCAGAAGGACGGCAUUUCGGCCUCCUACAACAUCCCCGCCUUCGACGGCUCCCGUCCCGGCAAGUUCAAGAUCAACAAGUACAUCUUCGACGAACAGCCCAAGUACGAGAUGACGGCCCUGUCGGCCCACGAGGCCAACCCGGGACACCACUACUACUUCUCCUACCUGGUGGAGAAGAAAGGACUGCCGGACUUCCGUCGGGCCGGUAACGACGGGCCGGCCUACUCGGAGGCGCCGUCCGGCUUUCCGCUGAACGCCGCCAUCGUCGAGGGCUGGGCGCUCUACUCAGAGUACCUCGGCCACGAAAUGGGGCUUUACGAGGACCCUUACGACAGGUACGGCCGGUACAGCCAGGAGAUUUUCCGUGCGUGCCGCCUAGUGGUAGACACCGGAAUUCACGCCUUCAACUGGACCCAAGAGAUGGCGGUAGAGUACAUGCUGAAUCACACCGCAUCGUCGCGGGUGCAAAUUGAGAACGAGGUGCGCCGCUACAUCACGUGGCCGGGUCAGGCGACCGGCUACAAGAUCGGCGAGCUGCGGCUGAAGGAGCUGCGCGCCAGCGCUGAGCGCGAGCUCGGGGAUCGCUUCGACCGGCGCGUGUUCCACAAGGUGGUGCUGGACUGCGCCGGCCCUCUGGCCGUCAUCGACCAGUGCGUGCAGCGCUACAUCGCCGCCGACGGCGUGUGGGACGCCUGGGGCGAGCGGACCGAGCCCGACGCGCCGACGGCGGGAGCGGUCGUGAGGUGA
Messenger RNA from Pollicipes pollicipes, 1528 nucleotides. RefSeq lists its product as uncharacterized. The coding region runs from base 14 to 1528 and encodes 504 amino acids. NCBI's taxonomy places the organism in Eukaryota, Metazoa, Arthropoda, Thecostraca, Pollicipedomorpha, Pollicipedidae. The transcript is spliced from 12 exons. The record is from RefSeq and is a predicted model, not a curated record.